Molecule: messenger RNA, 3048 nt
Organism: Emiliania huxleyi CCMP1516
Lineage: Eukaryota; Haptophyta; Isochrysidales; Noelaerhabdaceae
Product: glycosyltransferase, family 20
Exons: 15
Coding region: 1-2832 (943 amino acids)
Biological process (GO): trehalose biosynthetic process
Cellular component (GO): cytosol
Molecular function (GO): catalytic activity
Source: RefSeq, a predicted model, not a curated record
AUGGGCGCCCAACACGUGCCGGAUUACUGUGCCUUCCCGGGUGCAGCCUUUCGGUUCGUGAAGGGUCGGGUGGCCCGCCACAACGACCCCUGGAAUUGCGACUCGCCGCUUUCCUCCCGCUGGCGCGACGAAUUCUUGUUCGUUGCGGAGAAGCUGCCCAUCUCGACAAGAUUUUCGUGCGGCAUGAAUGACGAGCCGAUGGCGAGCGGCCCGGACGCAUCAGCCCUGGCCGCGUCGGACACCGUCAUUAUCGUCGCCUAUCACCUGCCCAUCAUCAUCACGCGGACGGCUGGCGGAGGGUACAACGUGGAGUGGGACGAUGACCGCGGCCUUAACCGGGACGGCAUGAACCUUCCCACCCAGUGCAUUUACAUCGGCUGCAUCGACAUGGAGGUGACCGACGAGGCUGAGCAAGAGUCGAUCGAGCGGCUGCUGCUCGAGAACUACUCGUGCGUCGUCCUCUUCCUCGAGCCCGAGCUCAAGGCCGCCUACUACCACGGCUUUUGCCGCGGCUACCUGACGCCGAUCCUUCACAACCAGAUGCACCAGCACCGCGGCGUCGACCCGUUCCAGGAGGGGGAGUGGCGCGCGUACUGUACGGUGAACCGGCUCUUCGCCGCCAAGGUGAUGGAGGUCUACUCGCCGGGCCACAUGAUCUGGGUCCACGACUACCACCUGAUGCUCCUCCCGUCCUGCAUCCUGCGCAAGCUCCGCUCCGCCAAGAUCGGCCUCUUCAUCCACGCCCCCUUCCCCGCCUCCGACCUGUGGGGGUCGGUCGCGGUGCGGACAGAGCUGCUCCGCUCGCUGCUCAACGCCGACCUCCUCGGCUUCCUGCUCUUCGAGUACACGCGCAACUUCCUCUCUUGCUGCAAGCGGAUGCUCGGGCUAGAGUACGAGUUCCACAAGGGCGGCUACCUCGGGGUCGAGUACGAGGGGAGGCACGUCAUGCUGCAGGUGGCGACCUUCGGCAUCUCGCCCCCCAAGCUCGAGGCGCGGCUAGCCGCCAUGAGCCACGCCGCCUCGGGGCGGGCCGCCUUCCACGGCCACGCGCACGCGCCCCUCGCCGCGCCGACGGAUUGCGCCGCGGAGCUGGGCAGCGCCAUCGCGCAGGCUAGCUCCUCGGUCUGCUCCUCCGGCCGCGUGGUUGUGGGCGGCGUGGACUACCUCGAUCGGCUCAAGGGAGUCGCGCCCAAGAUGCUCGCGUGGGAGGCGCUGCUGCGCGACUACCCGCACUACCGGAACGGGCACGUGCUGCUGCAGGUCUGCGUCGGCGCGCGCAACAAGAUCCACAUCCAGGAGGCUGGCCAGGUCGAGGCGGAGAUCACGCGCAUCGUCGAGCGCAUCAGCGCCGCCUAUCCGGGCACAGUGCACUUCGAGGUCCGGUCGAGCCUCUCCCCGGCGGCGCGGCUACAGCUGUGGGCAGGCGAGAGGCGAGGGUCUGCAGCUGCAGAGGGGAGGGCCGGCUCCAACCCGGGCAUGGGGAUGCUCGUCGGCACGCAGCUGCGCGAGGCCGUCAACGUGUGGCCUCUCGAGUACGUCUACUCGCGCCACUUGCGCGGCUUGCCCGCCGGCGUGCUCGUCCUCUCCGAGUUCUCCGGCUUCGCUCGCGUGCUCAACGGAGGCCUGCGCGAGCUCGUCGAGGCGCUCGACACGGCGCUCCGGAUGGCGCCGGCGGAGCGGCUAGCGCGUGGCCUCAAGGACUUGGCGCACAUCCAGCGCUGCACGCUCGAGGAGUUCGCGAACCGCUUCGUGACGGACCUCAAGGCCACGCAGACAAAGCGCGAGGAGGACUUCGUCUCUGUCGGCUUCGGCCUCUCGAGCUUCCGCAUGGUCGGGAUGGGCGCCGGCUUCAAGCCGCUCGACGUCGUCGAGUCGCUGGACAAGUUCCAGCGCUCCUCGCACCGCGCGCUGCUCCUCGACUGGGGCGGCACACUCACGCCAGCCGACGCCGGCCUGUACGACACGCGCGACUCCACCGACGGCCACGUCGUGCCGCAGCGCGUGCUCAACGCGCUGCAGACGCUCUGCGCCGACCCGAAGAACCACGUCAUGAUCCUCUCCGGGCUCGGGAAGGAGAAGGCGGCCGAUUCCUCGGCCCCGGGGCGCGAGGGGCGUGUCCUUGCCGUGCUCGCCGCGUUUGGGUCCGUCCCCAACCUCUCGCUCGCCGUCGAGCACGGCUUCACGUACCGCGUGCAGGGCGGGCAGUGGCAGCAGCUUGUGCACGGGGUCGACACCUCCUGGCGCUCCGUCGCCGCGUCGGUCAUGCAGCGCUACUGCACGGUGACGCACGGCGCGUACGUCCUCUCGAAGGGCUCGUCGAUGGCGUGGAACUUUGCGGACUCGGACCCCGAGUUUGGGGUGAUGCAGGCCAAGGAGGUGCAGUUCGCGCUGCAGCAUGUCCUCUCCGCCUUCCCGGUCGUUGUCCGGACCGGCAAGGGGUACGUCGAGGCUUGCCUGAAGGACGUCAACAAGGGCGUGAUGGCGGAGCGCUUCGUCGACCUCUGCCAGGGCGGCGGCGCGCGGCCGCUCGACUUUGUGCUCUGCAUCGGCGACGACUCGACCGACGAGCUCAUGUUCGGCCACCUGCACCAAAAGCUGGGCAAGCAUGCGCGCCAGCUGCUCACCUCCACCGUCGGGCGCAAGCCGUCGGAGGCGAACUCGUACCUCAACGACCACGGCGAGGUGCUCGAGCUGCUCGAGCUCCUCUGCACGCACGGCAACCACCCGCCGGGCUCGCAACCGGCGGCCGCCAGCAGUAUGAGGCGGAUGGCCGCGCCGGUGGCCAGCGGCGGCAUGAGCGCAUCGUACCAGAAUCUCGCCGCCCUCGGCUGACCGCGCCGCCGCGCUGUAGCAGACGCGGGUCUUUGGAGAGCUGGAACUCUGUUGGACUGGGGCAUGUGGGGCCUAAAUCUACUGCAUGGGAGGGUCUAUUGAGGUUGUGACGCGGGGGACCCCUAGCAGCAGACGAGAGAGAUCUGCGCACGUGUCGAGGCGGCGCGCUUGUGAUGUGGUUCUCAAGCAGGUACGGCUUUAAGACGCUACUGACGU